AUGAACAAGAAGCGGGGCUCGGAAAGAAACGAUCCCUCCCGCAAUCCGGAACAAGGCGAAGGAGAGAGGCCAGCCAGGUUUCGGUGCGCUGGACACGACACCGAUGAUGAUGGUUCAACGAACUUGCUGAAACAUCCGAAGCAAAGGGGGAAGGAGCACGUGAUCUACUUGUCGAUGAUCGUCAUCAAAAUACUGAGGCGGCAGUAUUUGCUUUAUUUAGCUUCUUCAAAAUCAUUCUUCUCGCUACCCCAACUAGAAUCAGAUCCAGGAUCUAAUAAGGGAUUAGAAUCAGGAUCAAAAUUUUUCCAUCACAAGAAACCGUGUGAGAAGUCCGCAGGCCAACCGGCCGAAAAGAAUGAGAAGAAGCCAGCUGCGGCUGUUGCUGCUUCCGUAUCCGGUGAGAAGUAGGCUGCUCCGGAGAAGAAGCCAGCUUUCGAGAAGAAACCAGCGGAAAAGAAGCCCGCUGAAAAGCAUCCGGCCUCCGAGACCAAGGCUGCCCCAGAGAAGAAGAAGGCUGCUGCCGGAACCGAAAGCAAGAAGGCUCCAGCUGCGUCCCCUAAAGCCGAUGCCAAGAAGAAGAAUGCCGGCAAGGCCAAGGGAGCUACCGAUGCUGCUGCCGAUGCCAAGAAGGCUGCCCCAGCAGGUGCUAAGAAGGCUGCCGAUGGCAAGGCUAAGACGGCCAAGGCCGGAGACAAGAAGGCUGCCCCGGAAGCUAAGAAGGCGGAAGCCACUGCUGCCAAGAAGGUUGUCACUGGAGACAAGAAGGUUGUAGCCGGUAAGAAAAAGACUGUCCCCAGGAAGAAGGGCUCUGCCACGACCGCCAAGAAGGAAGCCGCCGUAGUGAAGAAGCCGGUUGCCAAGAAGGCCAUCCAGGCUAAAGUGCAGAAGGGUGCGGCCAAGGCUCGCGCAGCUGCCAUCCUGCGGGCCAAGCGUACCAAGACCAAGGUCGUCAAGGGACCGUUCGGAACGGCUCUGCGCAAGAUCCGCACCACGGUCAAGUUCCGUCGGCUACGCACCCUGCGGCUGCCGCGUAAUCCCAAGUUCCAGAGGAAGUCGGUAGCCACCCGUAGUCGCAUGGACGCCUACAACAUCAUCAAGUACCCGCUGACGACAGAAGCGGCGAUGAAGAAGAUAGAGGACAACAACACCCUGGUGUUCCUGAUCCACCUGCGGGCCAACAAGAACCACGUCAAGGCCGCAGUUAAGGAUCUGUACGACAUCAAGGUGUUCAAGAUCAACACCCUGGUGCGACCGAACGGCAAGAAGAAGGCCUACGUGCGGCUGCCCCGGGACUACGACGCGCUCGCCAUCGCCAACAAGAUCGGUAUCAUCUAAGAAGCGACAAGGAGCGAUAUUUUAUGUUUCGAUUAUAUUUUUCCAAUUUUCUUAACUUGUAAGAAUCAAAUGAAGCAGAGUCUGAUGACCACUCUCAGGAGCAAUUGCGUUUAGAAAAACCAAGGAAAA
This is a messenger RNA of Uranotaenia lowii, 1464 nucleotides long. Its product is annotated as tol-Pal system protein TolA-like. Gene Ontology annotation, molecular function: structural constituent of ribosome. The transcript is spliced from 2 exons. The record is from RefSeq and is a predicted model, not a curated record. Gene Ontology annotation, cellular component: cytosolic large ribosomal subunit; ribosome. Gene Ontology annotation, biological process: ribosomal large subunit assembly; translation. NCBI's taxonomy places the organism in Eukaryota, Metazoa, Arthropoda, Insecta, Diptera, Culicidae.